CCAUGUCUCCUGCGGGAAUAUUGCGACUUCAUCAAGCAGUCACUACAUCUUAGACCCUUCUCCUGCGUCUGACUGUUCGUCCUCUCCAUCAUGCCCCCGAGAGGAUUCACGCUCCCUCCCGCCAGCACACAGUCCGCGAAACAAGCGAGGAGUGCAUUCUUCUGCUCGCUAUGUCAAAAAGGUUACAGUCGCAUGAACGAAUUCGAAGCCCAUGAAUCCUCCUAUGAUCACCAACACAAGAAGAGGUUGAAGGAGAUGAAGGAAAUGCAACGACAAGUGCAACCCAAGAAGGAAGAGAAAGGACCGCUGAUGCAGAUCAAACUCGGAGGUGGUCCUAAAACCACAGCAGCCGGCGGCGGCGGCUUCAAGAAAGGGGGAUUCAAGAAUGCAUUUGCUCCUGCGGACGAGGGGCCAAAAGCCGAGCCCGAGAAGAGAGAGGAUGCGGACACUCCCAUGGUCGAGAAGCGUGAUGCCGAUAUGGACGACAGUGAUCUCACAGAAGAUGAGGAUUACUACGACCCUCGAAGACCGACGGGAUGCAUGCCCGGCUGCAAAGGCCAUGUUUCUGCCGGCUCUUGAAGCCACCAUUUUCCUCGAACGAUCACCGGCAUCUACGAUCCACAAACUAUGCAUCUGUCCGAUCCCGCAUCGGCGUUUCUGAAAAGCAAUGCUCGCAAUCUGUUCUGACCUUGCGCAGUCUUGUACCUGCAUGGCAGGCUUUUAAGAUGAUGGCCGCAAGUCUGGGACGACCAAUAAAACAACUGCAGGUUUCGCCCUGGGCCUACCGGUGUGGUAUCCACACCAGGUCUGCAGAUGGAUGGCAGGAGAACCCAUGGUCUCAAAAGGCGGACCUGUGUGGCUGGCUGGUGCGAUAUUGAACUGCGCCUUGAAAACUCGACAUGCGCGAAGAAAGCUUCCAGUCCCUGCCUAGCACCUGGAACGGUAUCAGAGGCCUCACUCGCUCCCUGCUCUCGCUCGCAUACCGACCAUUUGCAAAUGGUCGAUCUCAUGCAAAAGCCUCAAUCUAUGCCAAUGGCAUCUUCCUUCGACGUCGACUUUUCAGAGAGACACCGCCAAUGUGCACACCAAAUUGUCUCCUUGUUUUGCUGAUGUACCGGGCGGCCACGUUGUCAAGUCUUUCUUUUGCUAUGAAAGCCGAGUAGCCCACGAGGCAGGCUCUUCGCAGGGCUGCAUAAUGAUGACCAGCUCAUGCUGCAGCUUUAGCAGUGCAUGCCACGUUCCACCACUUGUCAACUUCGACUCAGGCGGGCAACAAUGUGCCUUGGUUUGGAACUUUCCUGCCAAAGCUGGCACCUGAUGCCCUCACUUUAGAGCAAUCUUCGAUGCGAAGGACGUAUGGGCAGCUCUACGGAGCACUGAGGAAGCAAGAUGGCGACGGUCGAUUCGCCCAGUGACAGCGCUUGACAAUUCAUAUUUGCUGUUCCCAAAAACGCCUCAUAUUGAUCGGUCGUCUAAUUUAAAAUCUCUGGGGAGUUAUGAUACAGAAGAAAUAGUCCAUCAUGGUCUUCCACUAUAAUAUAUCGACAACCGUAGCAACAACUAUAGCCAUAAUCACCGCCAUCCCCAGUGAACGUGCCCUUAUCUGCACGGCGGAAUUGACG
Molecule: messenger RNA, 1622 nt
Organism: Cladophialophora immunda
Lineage: Eukaryota; Fungi; Ascomycota; Eurotiomycetes; Chaetothyriales; Herpotrichiellaceae
Exons: 2
Coding region: 91-579 (162 amino acids)
Source: RefSeq, a predicted model, not a curated record